AGAGUGCAAGGCCCAAAGCCCAGCCUAUUUUACCGCUAAUUGACGCGGAACGAAUCGGUUACCACUUAGGAGGAGUGUAGUGCUGCAAUUGCACUUUGCACUCUGAUGGAGGAAAGAAAAGGAGGGAACAAUCGAACUCAAAGGAAGCAUUUCCAGCAGAAGAGAGAGAACGUGUGGAAGUGGAAGCGUCCUAAAUCAGAUCUUUCCUCCGCAAAUUCUACUCAAACUCCAUUUGAUACUCAAAACUUUGCUUUCGAUAAUUAUUACAAGGAGCAGCGAAUCGUAUCCUCACAAGAAUGGCUUGCUUUCAUGCAAGUUCUCAGAACUCCAUUGCCUGCAACAUUCAGAAUCAAUUCCAGUAGCCGGUUUUGUGCCGAUAUUGGGUCACAACUUGAGAAUGAUUUCGUGCAUUCUCUUCAGGCCGAGAUUGCGGAAGGGGAUGAUACGGAGGCUAUUAUACCUUUGCUGUGGUAUCCUAAGAAUCUUGCCUGGCAUUCUAAUUUUUCACGUAUGCAGCUCAGGAAGAAUCAAAUACUUGGGAGGUUUCAUGAAUUCUUAAAGCUAGAAAAUGAAAUUGGAAAUAUUACAAGACAGGAAGCUGUCAGCAUGGUGCCUCCCCUAUUGUUGGAUGUACAAUCAAAUCAUUUUGUACUUGACAUGUGUGCAGCACCAGGUUCAAAAACAUUCCAAUUGCUUGAGAUUUUACACCGGUCAGCUAAAGCAGGAUCACUGCCUGAUGGAAUGGUUAUAGCAAAUGAUUUAGACAUCCAAAGAUGUAAUCUUCUCAUUCACCAAAUGAAACGAAUGUGCACAGCCAACCUAGUUGUCACCAAUCACGAAGCUCAGCACUUCCCAGGAUGUCUUUUAAAUGGGAAUGAUAAUAAUAUGGAGCCAGAUCAGCAUGCCCAGCUAUUAUUUGAUCGUGUUCUGUGUGAUGUCCCAUGCAGUGGUGAUGGCACCCUACGUAAGGCACCUGAUCUCUGGAGGAAGUGGAACACGGGGACAGGAAAUGGGCUUCAUAACCUACAAGUUCUAAUUGCUAUGAGAGGUGUAUCUUUACUUAAAGUUGGUGGAAAAAUGGUUUAUUCUACCUGCUCAAUGAAUCCUAUAGAGAAUGAAGCUGUUGUUGCAGAGGUUUUGCGGAGGUGUGGAGGGUCCAUUGAACUUGUUGAUGUCUCUAGUGAGCUUCCCCAACUUAUUCGUCGGCCAGGUCUUAUGAGAUGGAAGGUAUGUGACAAGGGCAAGUGGAUGGUCUCUUGCAAAGAUGUUCCCAAGUUUCGUAGAAGUGUAGUUUUUCCCAGCAUGUUUCCGAAUGGUGGAAGCUAUCAGGAUGUUGUUGACAGUAAUUGCAAUAUUAAAAUUGGGGAUGAUAUUAAUGUGGAUGAUGUUAAUGGAAAUUCUGAAGAUGGUGUUCAAGCAGUGGAGAAUACUGUCAUGCAUGAGUUUAGUGGGGAAGUUUCUGAUCUCCCACUAGAGCGGUGCAUGAGGUUAGUGCCUCAUGAUCAGAAUACUGGAGCCUUCUUUAUUGCUGUUUUGCAGAAGGUUUCUCCUCUGCCCGCAAUUCAGGUAAAACCGAGAAAAGAAGUCGAUAAAUGUGUUGAAAAAGCAAACCAGGGCACUGAGGAUGCACAAGUAUUGCCGAUUAAUCUAUCAGAAAGUACACAUGAAGAAAUUUUGGAAGAAGUUUCAGAGGCGAAUAAUGACAAUGAACCUAAUGUAGCAGAGUUGAAGGUUAGUUCCGUUACAUGUGAAGAAGGGAAUUUCAAGGAAGCCCACGAACCCUGCAGUGUAGAAAACAUAAGAAAGAUUACUCCAGGCAAAAGAAAACUGCAGAUUCAAGGCAAAUGGAGAGGUGUUGACCCUGUUGUCUUCUUCAAAGAUGAAUUAAUUAUUAAUAGCAUAAAGGCAUUUUAUGGUAUCAAUGAGCGGUUUCCAUUCAAUGGUCACCUUGUAACAAGAAACAAUGACACAAGCCACGUGAAAAGAAUUUACUAUGUUUCCAAGUCGGUGAAGGAUGUUCUCGAGUUGAACUUCUCAGUUGGGCAGCAACUUAAAAUAACUUCUGUUGGCCUGAAGAUUUUUGAAAGACAAACGUCAUGUGAAGGUAGGUCGGCACCAUGUGCUUUCAGGAUCUCUUCUGAAGGAUUGCCCCUUAUUCUCCCUCACGUCACCAAACAGAUUCUACGUGCAGCCGCUAUAGACUUCAAGCAUCUUCUGCAGUAUAGAUCUGUAAAAUUUGCAGAUUUUGUUGAUGCCGAGUUUGGUGAAAGAGCGGCGAACCUAAUGCCCGGCUGUUGUGUGGUAGUUCUGAGUGAUGGGAGUAAAGCUGCUACAGAGACCUCCCGAGUGGACGAGUCAGCAAUAGCCAUUGGAUGCUGGAAGGGUAGAGCAAGUUUGACUGUGAUGGUCAGUGUAAUGGAAUGCCAAGAACUGCUCGAAAGGCUUUCAAUGCGUCUAGACACAGUAACAGAAAAGGACUCUUCCAUGCAUGAGGACAAACCGUCUAAUAACGUGGGAGAUGAAACACAGGAAUCAAUCGGUAAAAAUGAAGCUGUGGAAGCUACUGGGUGUUAAAAGCGAAUAACUAACGGAUAUUUAUCAACCUUUCAUAAAAAAACAGAUAUUUAUCACUCAUUACCACAAGUAGUCUAUCUAGGUUUUUACUUUUUUAUUAAUGGUUCCUAUCUUUCUUACCUUAGUCAUGGGCCCAUGGAACCCAUGAUAGUUGCUUAUGAGUAUUAUUUCUUUGUUCGUCCUGUUCUUUGUAACAAAGAUAACGGGCUGAACUCAAAAUUUUAAAAUUGCAUCAUGUGUUAUCCAUAGGAUUUAGAAAGUUCACCAAUACUGCUUAAAACACGAGAAUGCAUCCCAUUCUACU
Abrus precatorius (Indian licorice) is the source of this 2878-nucleotide messenger RNA. Its product is annotated as tRNA (cytosine(34)-C(5))-methyltransferase-like. Lineage: Eukaryota; Viridiplantae; Streptophyta; Magnoliopsida; Fabales; Fabaceae. Gene Ontology annotation, biological process: RNA methylation. Gene Ontology annotation, molecular function: RNA binding; tRNA (cytidine-N5)-methyltransferase activity. The transcript has 15 exons. The coding region runs from base 106 to 2574 and encodes 822 amino acids. The record is from RefSeq and is a predicted model, not a curated record.